AUGCAGGGAAAGCUCCGGAUCGGCGAGAGCACAUGUUAUGCCGAAAAGAUUCCAUGUCUGUCGGUCUGUUGUUGUAUAAUGCAUCCAUCGCGCAAACUGCAUGGCGUCAAUUACCCUCGCUCAUUCGUUCCCUCGUUCGCAAUUCGGGAGGCGUUUUUCACCACCGUUCCAUUGCAGUUGGUUGAUAUAGACACAAGGACUACGACAUACGCCCGGUCAAGCAAGAAGUGCUUCUGCCUCCAGAUUUCGACUUAUCAUGCCCCAGACUGA
Fusarium venenatum is the source of this 270-nucleotide messenger RNA. The record is from RefSeq and is a predicted model, not a curated record. Lineage: Eukaryota; Fungi; Ascomycota; Sordariomycetes; Hypocreales; Nectriaceae.